UUAUAAUGGCCAGUAUGGAACUUGGUGGCGGUGUGCAGAAUCCUUCUUUCGUGGGAGACAAUGGGGCUUCUCAAGAAUCGACCCAGGUUGGACAAGGUCAAGGCGGCAGGUCAGUCGAGGGCGGAUCCCAUCCAGAGGCGACUCCGCGGCGCGGGCUGACGAAGGAGGAGAAGCAGACGAAGCUGGCCAUUACGAAAAAUCUCCUCCUUAUUUCCCUGGCUUUCACCUUCCAGUUCACAAGUUACAACUCGAAUAUCAAUUUGCAGUCCUCUCUCAAUAAAACCCACGGCACGGCAGGAAUGACCGCCCUGUACAUCGGCAUGAUCCUCUCCUGCAGUUUCCUCCCUUCUCUCGCCAUCAAUAAACUCAAAGAGAAACACACCAUCGUCCUCUGCAUGCUGUGUUUCCUCCCUUAUAUGGCGGUGCAAGUGUAUCCUGAGGUGUAUCUUCUGGUUCCCUCGGCUUUCCUGUUGGGUCUGGCUGCUGGCCCGCUGUGGUCGGCCAAGUGUACCUAUCUCACGAAGGGCGGCACCAAAUACGCAGACAUACUGAAGGAAGAGAGUAAACUGACCAUAAACCGCUUCUUCGGCAUCUUCUUCCUGUUCUUCCAGUCGACGCAGGUGUGGGGGAACGUCAUCUCGUCUACAGUGUUGUCAGUGGGGAUCGAAGAGGAACACAAAACAGCUGAAGACCUCAUUGCGUGCGGAUACCACUUCUGCCCCUGGGAUAAACACGCCGAUACCACCAAUACCAACACCUCUGCUGGUACCAAGGAAGGGAUUCCGCAAUGGCAGCGUUACACAAUGUCCGGAAUUUAUCUCGGAUUUGUCGUUCUGUCGGCGCUUAUCGUCCUUGUAUUCGUUGAUCCGCUCGAAAGUUUCGACAAAGGCCAGAGAGUGGAGGUGAACAACAAACAGCUGAUCGUCAACACAUUCAACCACGUGCGUCACCCAUAUCAGCUGUUGAUUAUCCCCUUGACAAUCUGGUCUGGAGUCGAGCAGGAAUUCCUCUCUGCAGACUACACUGCUGCCUACGUCUCAUGCGGUCUCGGCGUGCACAUGGUGGGCGGAACCAUCAUAUGCUACGGGAUAUGCGACAUGUUGUGUAGUUGGGGCUUCACUCCCCUCGUCCGAAAGCUCGGUCGCGUCCCCGUCUUCAGCUUCGGCGCCGCGGUUAACCUGGGCGUCAUCAUCACCCUGAGGUUCUGGACGCCGAGACCCGAUGACCUCGUGUUGUUCUUCAGUUACCCGAUGGAGAGCUGUGCAAGCAUGGCGCCCCGAGGUCUACGCUGUGCAAUGACAACUCUGUCAAAACUCCGAUAA
This is a messenger RNA of Penaeus vannamei (Pacific white shrimp), 1322 nucleotides long. The record is from RefSeq and is a predicted model, not a curated record. NCBI's taxonomy places the organism in Eukaryota, Metazoa, Arthropoda, Malacostraca, Decapoda, Penaeidae.